This is a messenger RNA of Camelus dromedarius (Arabian camel), 813 nucleotides long. RefSeq names its product IZUMO1 receptor, JUNO (gene IZUMO1R). The transcript is spliced from 4 exons. Gene Ontology annotation, cellular component: external side of plasma membrane. Gene Ontology annotation, molecular function: signaling receptor activity. Lineage: Eukaryota; Metazoa; Chordata; Mammalia; Artiodactyla; Camelidae. The record is from RefSeq and is a predicted model, not a curated record. Gene Ontology annotation, biological process: cell adhesion; sperm-egg recognition; fusion of sperm to egg plasma membrane involved in single fertilization. Bases 48 to 779 code for a protein of 243 amino acids.
GAUGCAGGGAGUGAGCUGACGUGUCCUCUCCAUCACUUCAGCAGGCCAUGAGGUGGUGGCGGCAGCUUCUGCUGUGGCUGUGGGCAGUCCCGCCCACGUGGGCCGGGCACGCGCGGCUCAAUGUCUGCGUGAACGCCAAGCCCCACAAGCGAGAGCCUAGCCCUGAGGACAAGCUCUACGAGGAGUGCCGCCCCUGGAAGGACAAUGCCUGCUGCACGGCCACCACAAGCUGGGAAGCCCACCUGGAUGUGUCCCUGCUCUACAACUUCAGCUUGGUUCACUGCGGGUUGCUGAUGCCGGACUGUGAGAAGCAUUUCCUCCAGGCCAUCUGCUUCUACGAGUGUUCCCCCAACCUGGGGCCCUGGAUCCAGCAGGUGGACCCGAGGGGGCAGGGAGAGCGGAUCCUGGACGUGCCCCUCUGUUGGGAAGACUGUGAGCAGUGGUGGGCUGACUGCCGCACGUCCUACACCUGCAAAUCCAACUGGCACGGCAGCUGGACCUGGAGUCGGGGGAAGCACCGCUGUCCUGAAAAGGCCCCCUGCCACCCUUUCCUGCAUUACUUCCCCACCCCAGCUGACCUGUGCGAGAAGAUUUGGAGCAACUCCUUCAAGGCGAGCCCUGAGCGCAGGAACAGCGGGCGAUGUCUGCAGAAGUGGUUUGAGCCCGCUCGGGGCAACCCCAACGCAGCCGUGGCCCGCCUCUUCGCCAGCCCUGCCCCAUCCUGCGAGCUCUCCUACACGCUCGGGGCCUUCUCUCUGUUCCUGUCUCUCCUCUCCUGAGCCCCUGCCUCCUUCCACACUCACUCCUGUGCUC